Messenger RNA from Lolium rigidum, 393 nucleotides. RefSeq names its product pollen allergen Lol p 3. Lineage: Eukaryota; Viridiplantae; Streptophyta; Magnoliopsida; Poales; Poaceae. The transcript has a single exon. The coding region runs from base 4 to 360 and encodes 118 amino acids. The record is from RefSeq and is a predicted model, not a curated record. Gene Ontology annotation, cellular component: extracellular region.
GAGAUGGCUUUCUCAAGGAUGCUGGCGGUGGCGGUUCUGGCGGCGCUGUUCAUCGGCGCGAUGUCCACGAAGGUGGACUUGACGGUGGAGAAGGGUUCUGACGCGAAGACGCUGGUGCUGAACAUCAAGUACACGAGGCCAGGGGACACCCUGGCGGAGGUGGAGCUCCGGCAGCACGGCUCGGAGGAGUGGGAACCCAUGACGAAGAAGGGCAACCUGUGGGAGGUGAAGAGCGCCAAGCCGCUCACCGGCCCAAUGAACUUCCGCUUCCUCUCCAAGGGCGGCAUGAAGAACGUCUUCGACGAGGUCAUCCCCACCGCCUUCACGGUCGGCAAAACCUACACCCCGGAAUAUAACUGAAGAUCCAGUGAUCCAUUCGACAUCCAUCCAUCC